Osmia bicornis bicornis is the source of this 374-nucleotide messenger RNA. RefSeq lists its product as uncharacterized. The transcript has 2 exons. Lineage: Eukaryota; Metazoa; Arthropoda; Insecta; Hymenoptera; Megachilidae. The record is from RefSeq and is a predicted model, not a curated record. The coding region runs from base 69 to 374 and encodes 101 amino acids.
GUGCUGUCCUUGGAAGAAAGCAUCAACGAUUAGAAGCCCAGAAAGGCCAUAAAGGUAAUAUACUGAAGAUGCUGAAGGACAACAUCGUGGAGAAGCCCCUGCAGCAACGAAUCUACAGCGCCGUGGCAGCGGUAUUGAAGGCAGCGCGGCCGUGCAAGCGGUGGCAGAUGACAACGAAGGACCGCAUCAAGAAGAUAGAGCAUCUCGUGCGGGUAGGUGUAUGCCAAGUUUUGGAAAACUUGCCUACACCCCUGCACGCGAUGAUUUCCGCCCAGAUGCGCAACGAGGGAAAACCCAUCUAUGGACGACGCUUCACGAAAGAGGAAAAGGUAUUAGCUUUAAGUAUUUAUAAGCAGAGCCCAAAAGCGUUCUGA